CACACGGGCAGCGCACGGCGUCGCACUCGCAGCUCUGUCCCUGCUCACACACGCAGCUGGAGAGGGAGAUAAAUGAACGGACCGGAGGAAAUUGUGAGGAAGAAGCUGGACUUGUAGUGUCUGGAGACAGGCUGCAGAGAGAGAGAGGGAGAGAGAGAGAGAGAGAGAGAGAGAGAGAGAGAGAGAGAGAGAGAGAGAGAGAGAGAGAGAGAGAGAGAGAGAGAGAGAGAGAGAGAGAGAGGUCUCUCCCCCUCCUGAGUGGCUGAGGGCUGGCUCUUUAGUGACAGGAAACGCAAGGCUUGCGAUGAGACCUGAGCGCUGAGUGGAGUAUGCUGCAGACGAUUUACGAGGGCGAGUCAAGUUUCUCCACAACAGAGGGGCGCGUUGGACACCAGCAGCUCCUCAGCCAGACCAAGAUGCACAACGUGAACAGCUCAGUGGACAUCAAGGCGGACAGUGUCCUGGCUUCGGAGCCCUUAUCUCCUUUGGACCUGCGUACAGAUUUGAGGAUGCUGGGGCCUGGCUCGGACCCCGGACUGUGGGAAAGGCAGCUGCAGCAGGAGCUGCUUCUCAUUCAGAAGCAGCAGCAGAUCCAGAAGCAGCUACUGAUCAGCGAGUUCCAGAAGCAGCACGAGAAGCUGACCCGUCAGCACCAUGCUCAGCUCCAGGAGCAUCUCAAGCUCCAGCAGGAGCUCCAGGCCAUGAAGCAGCAGCAGGAACUUGCAGAGAAGGAGCGGCGCUUGGAGCAGCAGCAGCAACAACAGAACCAGCAGGAGAAAGAGCAGGAGAGGCAUCGACGGGAGCAGCACGUCUCUAGCAUGAGCCUCCGGGCCAAGGAGCGCUCCAGAGAGAGUAAGAGAGGUGCGGUGGCCAGCACAGAGGUGAAGCAGAAACUCCAAGAGUUUCUGUUGAGCAAAUCAGCAAAGGAUCCUGUCGGCAGUGGAGCCAAUCAUUCUUUUAUCCACCACCCAAAGCUCUGGUGCACGUCCUCCCACCACACAUCCUUAGACCAAAGCUCUCCACCUCUGGGUGGAGCAUCACCCACCUGCCAGUACACGCUGCCGUCGCCCUUAGAGAGCAAGGACGACUUCCCCUUGAGGAAGACAGCAUCCGAGCCAAACCUGAAGGUCCGAUCCAGGCUGAAGCAGAAGGUGGCAGAAAGGAGAAGCAGCCCGAUGUUGAAGAGAAGAGACGGAAACAUCAUGACUCCAUACAAGAAGCGGGCGCUGGAGCUAAUGGAUUCAGCUCCAACUAACAGUGCCCCUGGAUCUGGCCCUAGCUCCCCCAUAGGGGCCUCCAGUGCCUUGGGGGCUGAAAACGGUCCCUCUUCUCUGCCAACCACUACCAAAACCGAGAGGUGGCCUUCCCAGCCAAGAUUAUUCCGACCCGAGGGCUCCGUGUCCAUGCUGAGCUUGUACACGUCUCCAUCUUUACCCAACAUCUCCCUGGGACUCUCUACAGCAUCCACACCGAUGAGUGCUGCUUUGGGGUUGAAAGACAGAACAACAGAAAUCAAACAUGGGCUGCCUGGGCACCUGUUGGGCCCUGUGCCCCUUCAAACGGGCCUGGAGUCCAAAGUGAGCCCCAGUCAUCAGGCUCUCCUCCAGCACCUCCUCCAGAAGGAGCAAAUCAGGCAACAGAAGAUAAUCUCCUCUGGUCAAGGCUCCCACCAUCAGUCCCCGCUGGCCAUGAAGGAUCGGCCCUCCACCAGUCGCCCUAAGCUACCAAAACACCGACCUUUGAACAGAACCCAGUCAGCGCCGCUGCCUCAGAACGCGCUGGCCCAACUUGUCAUCCAGCAGCAACACCAGCACUUCCUGGAGAAGCAGAAACAGUACCAGCAGCAGGUCCAUAUAAAUAAGCUGUUAUCUAAGUCCAUCGAGCAGCUCCGUCAGCCCAGCACACACCUGCAGGAGUCCGAGGAGGAGCAGGAGCAGAUAGAGGAGACUGAGAGCAUGCAGGAGGACAGGCUGCCCCCUACAGGAGUCAUCCGGAAGCACACGCUCAGCAACAGCAGCAGUGGCGGCUCGAGCAGCGAGCUCCAAGACGCUCACUAUGGGGUCAUCAAGGUCAAAGAAGAGCCGGCUGAUAGUGAGGACGAGGCUGUGACCAGUCAGCGCCUAGAGUCUGAGCAGAACACCUAUCUGCACCAGGUCAAAGGGAGACUGGUGAUAAGAGCCAUGAUCUAAGGAGGGGACCUUAAAGCCACACACACACACGCACGCACGCACGCACGCACGCACGCACGCACACACACACACACACACACACACACACACACACACACACACACACACACACACACACAUACACAUACACAUACACAUACACACACACACACUCAGUAGGCAACACAUGACCUCUUCUUCCACUCGUCCGACUCUCUUCAGACUCUCCGUCUGUGAUCUUUGUGUGGUGAUCUCUGUAAAUAAACCUUUGUCUGUAAAUAUAAAAACUAUUUAGUCUAACCUUUUUAAGCGCUGCUUUGGUCUCUUUGAGUCUGCUGAGCUGAACGGAAGAAUUAAAACAGCUUGUCUGUACAUAUGCUGUGGACUGUUUAGCAGGUGUGCAGCUUCAUGUCCCCACUCUGUACAUUUGUGCUCCUUUAAGUACUUUGUAAUUGGGAAUAAUCAGUCUUUGUUGUUUGUUAAGAGGAUGAAAACACUAUAUGUACUUAAUUUUAUUUUACUUUGAAAAUCUGUGACAACGUUCAGCGUUUGAUGGUCUAACGAGGAGUAACGAACACCUGUCUUAGAGAGAAAGCACGCCUCAGUCCUAAUGGAAGGCUGUGCUAUACGAGUGCUUUUACCACUGGACUGUGUUGCCAUUUGAAAGGAUUUUGAAGCACUAUAAAUGCAACGUGAACUCUAUGAAUCCAUCCUGCUCUCUUUUCUCUCAGAGCAAACCCAGAGCUCCUCUCCUGUCUCACCCUCUGGGUCUGAAUCAAAGCUCAACGAGGUUCCCGCCCGGCUUUCAGCAGAGGAGUCAGACGGAGUGGAGAAGGAGAGAGGGUCGGGCAGGAAAUGCCUUUUAGAAGCCAGCAGUUGGAGUGAUUCAUGUGUGCAGGAAUGCUGAGAGAGGAGGACCGAGAGUUGGAGGAGUCCAAGGGGCCAGGCUAGAGAACUGAUUUACUGUCAAGGCGAAUUACAAAGUGAGUGGGGAUAUGGUUAAGAGACUCCUUUUUUUAAGGGGAAUCGCUUCCUUCGUAUUCCCUCGUGGCAUGCUUACCUCGACAUGCAGGUUUGAUGUUACUUAAGAAAAAAAAACCUAGAGGAGACCUUCUUUUGUGAUCCCAUUUCCUCCCCAAAAAGUGCCCAUUGAGACGUGUAUAGUUUGUCUUAAAGUGAUGAGUCUACAUGUAUUUAAUAGUCCUGAUCCUUUCUGUUUCUGUUGUAACGUUGGGUAAAUGUUUAAAAAAGGGUCCUGCUGUAAGGCUUCGUGUUUGGAUUCAUGUCUGCCCUCCGCUGUACGGUCAGGUUGUCCAGGUUUUAUGUUUUUAGUGUAAGUAAACACAAUCAGAACAAUGCAAGGCCUGUUCUCCUGCUCCUUUGAUUUGAUUAUAAUGAGAAGGCCUUCGCUGCCUCUGAGUGCGUGUGUGUGUGUGUGUGUGUGUGAGUGUGUGAGAGGGGGUGGAGGGAGUUAGAGGGGGGUCCUGUGGUUUGUUCACAGUUUGCAUUUCUUUUCUUUGUUGCCUUGUGUGAUAAACUUUUCUUUCUUUUUUUAAAAUAAAGCUAAUUUACCUCAGA
Messenger RNA from Nothobranchius furzeri (turquoise killifish), 3746 nucleotides. Lineage: Eukaryota; Metazoa; Chordata; Actinopteri; Cyprinodontiformes; Nothobranchiidae. The record is from RefSeq and is a predicted model, not a curated record.